AUGACGGUCUUCAUUAAGUCGCAUUUAGUGGUGACGCAGGUGCAGUGCCCACCACCUGAAGCCCCACGACAUGGGAAAGCAGUAUACACGUCCUGCGCAUACAACUCCGUUGUAUCAUAUGAAUGCAAAUAUGGAUAUCGCCUUGUGGGUGAUGCGACGAGGAGAUGCGGUGCAGACAAAAAGUGGUCAGGAACUCAGCCUGUAUGCAAGGAAAUCAAUUGCGGACAUCCAGGACAACUGUGGAAUGGUUGGCUCGAAAAUAUAUCAUCGGGUACAGGAUUAGGAGCAUCCAUUAUAUUUAGAUGCCAAGAUGGAAUGAAGAUGGAGGGCAAUGGAUCUGCUAUAUGUCAAAGUGAUGGAACUUGGAGUCAUCCUUUACCACAAUGUUUAGCACCAUGUGUAGUUCCACAUGUGUCACAAGGAAAAGUCGUGUUAAUGGAAAACAGGACAGGAGAAAACGAUACACAGGAACACACUCAAAUAGUUGGAAGCUCUUCAAUGGUGCAACAUGGUGAGAUGAUUCUUGUUGACUGUGAAAAAAACUAUGAAUUUCCGUCCAAUAACGUUGCUGUUACGUGCAAUAAUGGAACUUGGACUCAGAUACCAAGAUGUCAACCAGCGAGGUGUAAAAAAAUGCCCAAAUUCCCUCGCCACGGUAUGGUUGUAGCGCCUAAAACAGAACAUGGUAUGAAAGCUAGAUUCCGAUGUAAAGAUGGAUUUGAAUUGAAAGGCAACCCAAUUGUUGUUUGUUCAUUUGGCGUCUGGAGUGGUGAGACUCCAAAGUGCGAAGAAGUAUUCUGUCCAUUCCCUGGUUAUAUAGAAAAUGGAAAAGUUCUUCUAGUAGGUAACAUGGGGUUAUACGAUUACCGUCCAUAUGUUAAGAAGGUAGUAAAUAAUAAACAAAUUAUGUACGAAUGUGAGAAAGGUUACGUAUUGUCGGAAGGGCCACCGGGAGCUACUUGUGUUGGUGGUCACUGGAGUCCGAGGGAGCUCCCUAAAUGUACACUUUAUCAACACCCACGUAUAAGAUGGAGUCGGCGACGUAGAUCUAUUUCGGAAUCAGAAUUGCGACAUAAAAGAUCCACGUAUUUACGCCAGUAUUAUAACAAAAUACGAAGACAAUCAGACCCUUCUCAAGAGCAAAUGGAUGAACUUUAUGACAAAUAUAAUCAUGAUAAUCAAAAACCAACACUACGCCAUGCUAACUUUAAGCUUAUGAAGAAAUACGAUGUAGAUUUCGAAGAAGAUGAUGACGUUAUUGGUUCAGAUGUACCUAGCGGAGAAAACUUUCCGACAGCUAUUUAUACGGUAUAUAAUAUACAGGGAGAACCCAUAGCACAUAAGUUUUAUUCUUACCAACCAGUUUACGAACCUGAAGAUGAUGAUUUAGUUCACCGUGUGGAUUCAUCUGAAUAUGAAGACUCAGAAGACCUAGAAAAUGAUUCUCAUAUUACAAUAUUAAAAGGUGGAAUGUUUCCAGACCAUGAGGUUGAGACCAACGAAAUAUCGGAAAAUAUAAAUAAAUUAAAACACCAAUACUUUGAAAGAUAUGUAGACAAGAGAAGAAAAAGAUUUUUAAGUAAUAAAAGUACCGAAAAUGUUAAGACAGACAUUGAUUUUGAACUAAAUGCCACAGAAAGUAACGUACAUUCAAUAACACAAGUAAAAGAACACGCUAAGUCAAGACAUAAACGUGACAUAAACAUAGAAGAAUUUGAUACGCAAGUGUCAACUGUCUCACAAGAUCUAAAAGUAACUAGUGAUAUUGAUUCAGAUCUACUUAAAGUAAUCCCGUUACCUAUAUCUAAAAAUAUAACACGAGAAAUAGGAGAGAAGGAAAUAGCGGUUUUACCACUACAAUUUAAAAACACUAAUUCUACAGAAGUGGAAAGGACCGAUAAACGUGAAAAAAGAACGAGUAGAAAAACUGACAGGCUAAAUCAAACUACAGCCAGUGUACCUAAAACAGGACGAGAAGGCAAAGGUGGUAGAAAUAGACAACAAUCACAGUCAAGUAGUGAGGAUGACAGAAAUCAAAGCGUUGAGACAAAGGACGGUAAUGAAAAUGGUAAUAAAACAGAAAAAGGCAAAAAAGGUAGACCAAAGAGUCCGUGUGAAGCAAUUGAAAGCGAACCUUAUGUAAAUAUAGAAGUUGUUAAGUAUGGGCGUGAUCCAAAUAAUACUUUUAGCUCUGGAACUAUCGUCAGAGUCGCUUGUGGCAAGGGAUAUGUUCUUAAUUUAGAGCCCAAUGCGACGGCCAAAUGUGUUCGAGGAAGAUGGAAACCAGAGAAACCCAUAUGUGAAAUUCAAUCAUGUCAUGUGCCCUCCACUGAAUACGGAAUAUACACAAUGUCACCAAGUAAUGCGGGAAGCUUGGUCUCUGGACUAAAUCAAGGUGAUGAAAAGGAGUUAAAUGAAACAGAUCCUGUACCAAAUGGUCAAGUGGUGCAUUUUUCUUGCGAAUAUGGAUAUAACGUACAAGGACCUACAAAUCUACGCUGCUGGCUCGGCGAAUGGGCAGUAACUAGUAUGCCAGAAUGUGUUGCAGCCCCGUGUGAGCUUCCAAUCCUGCAUGGUGCCACAUAUGAAGCAGGUUACAGAGCAGGUCUGACGGUAGCACAUGCGUCGUCAGUAAACAUUGCAUGUGAACUUGGACGAUCACCACCCGCUACGUUAAACUGCCAUUUGGGAAGAUUGCAACCUACUGUACUCGAUUUUUGUAGACCUUUAGCUAAUUUAAGUCGUCCACGACCAACGUCAGAAUAUCAGAGUGGUUCAGAUAUAGUUAGAGAAGACAUCAGCGAAUUGGAACCUGAUUUGCAAGGAAAGGAGGUCGUAGAGUGUGGACCGCCGGCCAGGGUGCAGGGAACUCUUAUAUAUCGAGAUGGAUCAGAAGUAAAUGAAACUGUUGAAGUUGAUGGGUAUCCUCAUGGAACUGAAGUCACGUUUCGGUGUAUUGCGUCUAUUAUGGGAGAGAAGACUACUUGGAAGUUAAUUUGUGAACAAGGAAACUGGGUCGGGAAAAGUUUUAACUGCGAAGACCUAGAAGCUCAAAGUGAAGAACUCCUUAGCAACAACAGUUGUACAUUUCGCAAUGAGGAACCCCAUGUUGUAUCCUUCUUCAAUGAUUUAGAAAUUACCGAAACCGUCGAUUUUCCACCGGGUUCAGUAAUAAUUUCAAGAUGCAGUGAUGUUGGUAAAUAUGCAAUGACUGGAUCACAAGUGCGAAGAUGUGUCGGAGGUUCCUGGGACGGUGUAAAACCAACUUGCUUCGGGCUAAAUCAAGAAAACGACUAUGCUAUGGAAAAACCGCCAACAAUACUAUUCAGACAUUCCCAGGGACCAAUUGCGCAAACGAACGACGGUAAACUAUUAGUAUAUCCUGGAGCAGUUUUACAUAUGGAAUGUUUAUGGAUGAGGAGGUUUGGUAACCCAAAAUGGAAUGUAACACAUCAUGAUCCUGAAUCUGAUAGAAAAUAUACAGAAGGUUGGACGACAGACCCUGGACGAGAUAGUAGCUUAGAAUAUAGGCUUAGCAUUAUGAACGCUGUAAAAGAAGAUUCUGGAAUAUAUCGAUGUGAAACACCAGCCCGACAGAGCCAUCAAGUUGAGAUUAUUGUUGAAGAUGUGCAUUGCCCACCACUGCCGAUCCGUCGAGGGCUCGUUGCGAGUACUUCCGGCACGCAACUCGGCACUGAAAUCAAAUUCUCUUGUGCUAACGGCAACGCUCUACUCGGUUCGCAGACGCUGGUGUGCAGAGCUUCAGGAAACUGGAGUGCACCUUUGCCUGUGUGCGAAAGUGUAGAAUGCGGUGAGGUGUUACAAGAUAUGCCUAUUAGAGAAGGCGAGAGAAGACCCCGAGUAGCUGUAGUAUCACGCGGGGUGGGAGGAAGAGCAGCUUUCUCUUGUCCCCCAGGCUGGGCUUUAGACGGUCCCACGGAGACUGUGUGUUUACCGGCAGCAGAUUGGUCAAGACCAUUCCCUGUUUGUAAAGAGGUUUCCUGCCCAGCAUUGCCUCCUCCAGCAUCUGGGUACGUGCUAGGAAGGGCACCAUAUAGAGCUGGUGACGUACUCCAGUUCCACUGCAACCCUGAGCAUACGCUGCACGGUCGACCGAUACUUGUCUGCCAAGAUAGUGGACGAUGGAGUGAUAAGCCACCGACAUGUGCUCAAGCUUGUACGUAUCCAGGAACAACGAUAUCAGGUCGUAUGUCAUCAGUCAAGUUUUACUACAAAAUUGGCGAAACUAUCUCUUUCACUUGCGAGCCUGGAUAUCGACUCGAUGGGGCAACUAUGCUCAGAUGUCUCAAGAACAGAAAAUGGUCGAACUCCAUACCCCUCUGCACACCCAUAAGCAACUACACCUCCGACACCAUCGCGAUGUUUAACGGAGACAUCGACGCCAUGUUGUCAGACGAUGCAAUUUUGACAACUGACAUUUUAAAAAGGCGCGAAACGCCGGCCAUCUUGUCACCACAAAGCUAUAAAGCUGCUAUGACACGGAUGGCAGCAACUCGAAUGUUACGAAGAUCGCCAUUAGAGACUUACAAAAACAGAAUUUUUAGAGUAAAUAGAUUAUUAAGGAGAGACACGGAGAGA
Brenthis ino (lesser marbled fritillary) is the source of this 4599-nucleotide messenger RNA. NCBI's taxonomy places the organism in Eukaryota, Metazoa, Arthropoda, Insecta, Lepidoptera, Nymphalidae. The record is from the annotation of a GenBank genome assembly.